Messenger RNA from Cyprinodon tularosa, 4027 nucleotides. RefSeq names its product janus kinase and microtubule interacting protein 2 (gene jakmip2). The transcript is spliced from 23 exons. Bases 237 to 2939 code for a protein of 900 amino acids. The record is from RefSeq and is a predicted model, not a curated record. Gene Ontology annotation, molecular function: kinase binding; microtubule binding. Lineage: Eukaryota; Metazoa; Chordata; Actinopteri; Cyprinodontiformes; Cyprinodontidae.
GCUGCUGCUGCUCCUGCUGCUACUCAUCCAGACGGUGGAAGCCGAUUUGAAUUUAUAUAAAGAUAAGAUGGCAUCUACAGGCUUUGAUUGUCGUUAGGAUCCCACAGCUGAUGAGGAGUCGCUCCGAGCCCUUGAGUCUAACAGGAGAAUGAGGAGGAGGAGGAACGGGAAAGACUUGGAAGGUUUCUUUAAAGUCUCAAUGAAAGCCUCUGGAGUGCUUCUUCAAUGAUAUACUGAUGGCUAAGAAAGGCCGCACGAAAGGCGAGAAGCCUGAAGCCCUCAUUUCUGCCUUACAAGCAGCCAAUGAAGAUCUCAGGUCCAAGCUAACUGACAUCCAGAUAGAGCUGCACCAGGAAAAAUGCAAGGUGAGCAAGCUGGAACGAGACAAGGUGCAAGAAGUGAAGCGAGUGCGAGAGCAGGAGCAGCACCGUCACACUGCCAUGUUAACAGAGCAACGGGCCAAGUGGCAUGAAGAAAAGCAGAAAGAGCUACAGGCUCUGCGGGAAAACCUUACCCGGCAGCAUGAGCAGGAACUGGCACGUCACGCCAAGAUCAAGGACCAAGAAAAUCAGCGCCUCAAAACUGCCCUGAAUGCAAUGCGAGAUGGUAGUGGAGAAAAGGUACGCACAGCACUGACCCUGGAAGCUAAAGAGGAGGCAAGGCGUUUCUUUGACCAGGAGAGAGUGAAGCUCCUGCAGGAAAUAGUUGAGCUGAAGGCUUCCAAGAAACAGACUGACGAGGCUCUGAGCAACAUGAUCCAGGCGGACAAAAUGAAGGCUGGAGAUCUGCGGGUCGAACAUAGACAGCAUCAGGAAGAAAUCUCUAAGAUCAAGUGGGACUGUGAGAAGGACAUCCGCAGACUGGUGGAUGAAAUCAAAUCCAAGGACCGCACCAUUUUCUCUUUGGAGAAGGAGCUGGAGUCAACAGCUGGGUGCCUACAGAAGCUCCAGCUGCAGAAGGAUGCUUUGGAUGAACAACUUUUCCUUGUAAAAGAGUCAGAGUGUGGCCUGGGAAGUCCAAAAAGGGAAAUUCCAGGAAGAGCCGGCGAUGGUGCAGAGCACUGUGGAAGCCCUGACCUAAGGAGAAAUCAGCGGCGUGUUGCCGAACUUAAUUCAACCAUACGCAAGUUGGAAGAUCGCAACUCAUUGCUGGUUGACGAGAGAAAUGAAUUGCUAAAGCGAGUUAGAGAAUCCGAAAAGCAGUGCAAGCCCCUGUUGGACAAGAAUAAGCUGCUGAACAAGAGGAACGAUGACUUAACUCAGACCAUCCAGAAACUAGAGGAGAAGCUGAAAAGCCUGACAAAAGAAAACAAUGAAAUGAAGGAGAGGAUAGGUUCCCAUCCACCUCUAAAGAAACUGAAGUCCUUAAAUGACCUGGACCAGGCACAUGAUGACCAGGAAAUAGCCUUUCUCAAACUUCAAGUGCUGGAACAACAAAGCAUGAUUGAUGAAUUAACAAGAGAUCGUGAAAAACUACUGAGGAAGAAGAGACAUAAAAGAAGUUCAAGGCCUGUGAAGAGACACAUUGUAGUAGACACCUUCUUUGGCUAUGAUGAAGAAUCAAUGGAUUCUGAGUCUUCCUCAGUGGCAUCAUUUCGCAUGGACAGAACCCCAGCCACUCCAGAUGAAGACCUGGGUGAUGGUCUUGCAAAUGAGGAAUCCGAGUUACGUUUUCGCCAGCUGACCCGGGAGUAUCAGGCACUACAACGAGCCUAUGCCUUGCUGCAGGAACAGAAAGGAGGCCUUCUGGAUGCUGAGAUGGAAGCAAAGGCUCAAGAGCAACUGCAAGCAGAUGUGCUCCGGUACAAAGCCAAAAUAGAGGAUCUGGAGAAGGAACUAGCCUUCAAAGGACAGGACUCCAAAUGGGUAGAGGAAAAGCAGCUUUUCUUAAGAAGAAACCAGGAGCUGCUGGAUAAGGUGGAAAAGUUGGAGUCAGAAUGCAGUCGGCUUGAGGAGGAGCUCCAAGACUCCAGGGACCAAAAUGAGCUGUUGGAGUUUAGGAUACUGGAGCUGGAGGAACGUGAAAGGAGGUCUCCACCUUUUAACCAUUUGCGGAUGCAUCCGUUCUCUGAGGGAGUCAGCGCGCUGCAGAUUUACUGCAUGAAGGAAGGGGUCAAGGAUGUGUGCAUACCAGAUCUUAUCAAGCUACUGGAUAUCCUCGGGGACAAUGGGAACUUGAGGAAUGAGGAGCAAGUGGCAAUAAUUCAGGCUAGCACUGUUUUGUCACUGGCAGAAAAGUGGAUUCAGCAGAUAGAAGGGACAGAGGCAGCACUACAUCAGAAGAUGAUGGACCUCGAGAUAGAAAUGGACAUGUUCUGUAAACAGAAAGGAUAUCUAGAAGAGGAGCUAGACUACAGAAAGCAGGCCCUGGACCAGGCUUACAUGCAAAUCCAGGAGUUGGAAGCAACCCUAUACAACGCCCUGCAGCAGGACAAGGUGAUAAAGUACGGCGAGCCUCUGAACGAGCUUCAGAAGGACGAGCUGAGAAUGGCGGUGGAGAAGCUGAGGAGGCAGAUGCUGAGAAAGAGUCGCGAGUACGACUGCCAGAUCCUCCAGGAGAGGAUGGAGCUGCUACACCAGGCCCACCAGAGAAUCCGUGAUCUUGAAGACAAGACAGAAAUCCAAAGGCGGCAGAUUAAAGAUCUAGAGGAAAAGGUGCUGCGUCAGCUCAGAGGUCUUGUUUGGGUCUCCAAUGUUGAUUAUGUGUUGGACAAGCUGAAAACAGUGUGUGUAGCAGUGGCUGUUGAAAGAUCAGUGAUUCCAGAUGUUGGUGGAUUCAGCCUGUGCGCACUUCAAACUUUACUAAAAAUGUUGUUGAUUUGGUUUUGUUUUAUUGACUGGACUGGAGUUAAGAUCUUCGAGAUUCCGCCCAGGACUGUUUAUUUUUCUAGCAAAGUAACACCCAAUGAGACCUUCAGAGGCUUGCAAAGAAAUCUAUAAACACAUAAAUAAUCUGACAUACAUAGUUUACAGAGACGCAUGCAUAUGUAAAUGCAACACACGCACACACACACACGUUUUGCUAGUUCAAAACCAAAGCCUGGAAGAUGUUCUCUCUGCCAUGCAGGGUUAUAAUAUGUCCACGGCCAUAAGGGGAACAUAAACAGACUGAAAACUCAAACAGUGAAAAAUACAAACCACAGGACCACAGCUUUCCCUCUUUCAUGUGCUGCCCAAAGCUGUAAGAACAUUCUUUUGGGAUUCAAGUCAUCGAUGAGUAGAAACAAGCCAACUCAGGGCCCAUGAGUGCAGAAGCUGUCGGAGCAGAGCUGACCUCAGGCCAGAUAAUAAUAAGGAACAUUUGGGACACGCUGCCUUACUUUCUAGCCUGUGGUUGCUGCUUCCAGAAUGGUGCUUAAACUGACUGCUUGCACUUCCCCCAGAAGGUUAUACCUGCUAUAAGGCAAAGCUGUCCUGUAAACAGUGGAUUCUGAAGAGGAACACUCAGGUUCAUCACUGAAAAAAAAGGUCAAAAGUGAAAGAGAUGGCUCCCUUACAUCCAGCUCCAGUCAGCACCAAUUUUCCAUGAGGAAACCUGUAGAUUGUGGAACUGCUGUGAAAUUUUUUUUAAAGCCAGAAGAGUAAAAAGGCGCAACUGUCCAGAUUUCUUUGUAGUGUUCCAACCAAUCAAUGUUUCCAAGAGUUCCAAAAACACCUGUUAUGUAAUAUAUAUAUACUGUUGAUAUGUACAUGACUCUCAAUUAUUUUAUGUAGUCUUAUUAUUUUUUUGUGAUAAGCUGUCAUUUUUUUACUCUCUGAAGCAGCUUGAACAGUUAAUGUACUUAGCAGUUUUCAAAUUAUUUAAAAAGGAUAUAAACUGCUCUGGUCUAUUGUGGUGAUGGCUGCAACGAUGAACUUUAUACCCCAUAGAUGGUUAUAACUGAAAAGCUAAAUGAAUGUGGAUAUAAAAUGAAUUUUGGUCUUUUCUUCCCCAUUUUUCUCCUUCCUACAUAUUGUUCUAGAUAUAUCAGGCUCCAGGUCAGUUUGCAUCUUUGGUUAAAAUAAACCCUAAUUUCAUGCCUAAGUGA